Molecule: messenger RNA, 3494 nt
Organism: Drosophila albomicans
Lineage: Eukaryota; Metazoa; Arthropoda; Insecta; Diptera; Drosophilidae
Product: probable ATP-dependent RNA helicase spindle-E
Exons: 9
Coding region: 282-3494 (1070 amino acids)
Cellular component (GO): intracellular anatomical structure
Molecular function (GO): ATP binding; RNA binding
Source: RefSeq, a predicted model, not a curated record
AGUUAUUUGAGAGUGGGUAUAAAUAUUUGUUGUUUUUCCAAUAAACUUAAAAAAAAAUAGUCUAUUGUUUCACAAAUAGCUCUUACUUGCAGUUCAUUGCGGAAGAAAUCAAAUAUUAAAACUUAUGAGGGAAGUUAUUCGAUACAAGUAAAUAUCGAUAAAAUAAAUAUUCUGUGUUGGAAAACGCAGUCAAACUAAUGAAUAUGUCGAUAUGUAGAGGUGCUUUUUUCAUUUACCGUUUACCCGCUCUGUUUCAUACGAGUUUCCGUUUGGAGUGAUUAAUGUCAAAUUAUUUGAAGGGAAAGCUGCAACUUAUUUUCAUCAUGGACUCAGAUUUCGAUUUUUCGAAGGAAUUCAAGCGAGGAACCGCUUCACAAGGAUGUAUAACUGGCGAUCCGAAAAUUCUAGCCGUGGAGUCUAAAGACUCCAAUGCGAUCAAACGCGAAAUGGUUGGCACGGAUGAUGUGAAUGGAAUUGUCGAGAAAGAAAAAGAACUCAUGAUGAAAUUGGAUGGUGACAAGAACAACUUCUCAAUGCGCAAUAAAACACUUAAUGAUUUGGAUAGUAACGACGAUGGCGGCGAAAUGGAAGAGCAGCCGCGCGUGCGCUCUGAUGAAGCCUACUAUGAGAAAUAUCACUUCGAUUUAAAUCGGGACAAGAAUUUGUCCAUCUAUGCACAUUAUGGAGAAAUUAUGGCCGCCAUUAAUGAUAAUCCGGUGGUUAUAUUAAAAGGAGAGACGGGCUGUGGUAAAACUACACAGGUGCCGCAGUACAUAUUGAAUGAAGCUUUCAAGAGGCGCGAAUUCUGUAGAAUUGUUGUAACACAGCCACGACGUAUCGCUGCCAUAUCGAUUGCCAAUCGUGUUUGCCAAGAACGGCAAUGGGAACCAGGAACUGUGUGUGGAUAUCAAGUUGGCCUACACCGUCCCGCCAAUAUGGAGGACAUUCGCUUAUUGUAUUGUACCACAGGUGUAUUGUUGAAUAAUCUCAUUAAUCAAAAGACAUUCACACACUACACUCACAUUAUCUUGGAUGAGGUACAUGAGCGGGAUGAGGACAUGGACUUUUUGUUGAUUGUUGUACGCCGACUGCUGGCACUGAAUACACGUCAUGUCAAAGUCAUCCUGAUGUCUGCCACUAUUGAUGCUAAUGAGUUCUGCAAGUAUUUUGCUAGCACUUCAUGGAUACCACCCGUGAUUACUGCUAGUCACCGCGGCAAAUAUCCGCUAGGUGUAUUCUAUAGAGAUGAGUUAAAGAAUAUUACACAUUGUGAGGAUGAGCCCCAACAGCGGGAACCAGGUAUAUCACCAGAUCGCUAUGGCGAUGCCAUUGAAAUACUUUUGGCGAUUGACAACAUGGAACGCAAGGCGGUUGGGACAUCCCGACAAACCUAUGAGGAGUCGAAGCGCACAGGAGCAGUGCUCAUUUUUUUGCCAGGCAUCCAUGAGAUUGAUACUAUGGCCGAGCAUAUUAGACAAAAAAUGGGAGAAAAUCCUAGUGUUGAAAUUACAAUUGUGCGAUGCCAUACGUUGUUGUCGCCCGAGGCUCAAGCAGAAGUCUUUCAACCACCUCCCGUUGGCCAUCGCAAGGUGAUACUGACUACAAAUAUUUCGGAGAGCUCUAUAACCGUGCCAGAUGUAUCCUAUGUCAUUGACUUUUGCCUAACCAAAGUGCUACAUACCAAUUCUGCAACGAAUUUUAGAAGCCUUCGCUUGGAGUGGGCCUCCAAAGUGAAUUGUCGUCAACGAGCUGGACGUGUUGGACGUCUACGAAGUGGUCGCGUUUAUCGUAUGGUCACAAAGGACUUUUAUGUAAAUGAAAUGAAAGAGUUUGGAGUCCCCGAGAUGCUUCAAUCGCCACUUGAGAAGUCGAUACUAAAAUCCAAGGAACUUGACAUGGGUAGUCCAACUGAAAUUCUGUCCCUAGCGAUGUCUCCACCAAAUCUACUCAACAUACACAACACGGUCCUCUUGCUGAAGGAGGUUGGAGCCCUUUUUACUACGGUUGAUGGAGUUUACGAGGAUCUCGACGGCGAUAUCACCCAUUGGGGUCGCAUUAUGACACGUCUCCCACUAGACAUGCGUUUGAGCCGCCUUAUUAUACUUGGAUACGUAUUUAAUUGCCUCGACGAGGCUAUUAUCAUGGCUGCUGGAAUGUCUGUUCGUGGAUUGUUUCUCACUGAAAGACGAGGGCAAAAUGAAGCUUUUUGGAAGCGCUACGCUUUCUCCGAUGGUUCUGGGUCGGACAUGAUUGCUGUAUAUCACGUGUACAAAAUGUAUCUGGACAUAUGCCAGAACAGAAAUCAAAAGGAUUCGGAACACCAAUGGGCUCGGCAGUUUUGUGUUUGUUUGCGUUCUCUUCGAGAGAUGCAUUUGAUGGUACAAGACCUGCAGCAGCGCUGUACUUCUAUGUAUCUACAAAACAUGCCAUCUAAUGCUUGCAAGUCUUGGAAUGAUCGUCAAAAAUCCAUAGUUUUGAAAGUAAUAAUUGCCGGCGCAUUUUAUCCCAAUUAUUUCAAGUGCACCGCUAAAGCAAACGAGGAUUACGAUAUAAACAUAUACAAAGCUCUUAAUGGCAACGAUCCUUGUCGCACUGUCUACUUUACUAAACUUACACCAAGGUAUAUGGGUGAAUCAUAUACUCGACGGAUUAAGGAAUUAUUUUUAGAGGCAAAUAUUCCGGCCAAGAUGGAUGUUACAUUUUCGCAUGGUUCAGUUUUUCUAGAUUCCGAUCCACAAGAUCGCCAUGAUCAAAUGGUGGUGGCAGCGUCUGUCAGUGAUACAUCUGGUGAUAAGUUGACUGCUCGAGGCACUACUCUUAUGCCAAAUAUUCACGGCUUUACUGCUUUGAUGACUAUGCUCUUUUGUCCCACAAUGCAAAUCAAAUGCAAUAAGGAACGAACGAAAUAUGUGUGUGUUUUAGCUGGACUUGGCUUUAAUCCAAAAACUAUGCAAUCUCAUUUUGAAGAGCACGACAUGGUCGUUAAUUUGGAUGUCGCAGUUCUUGAGGACGAUAUUCGUAUUAUCAAUCAAAUGCGUUACACUAUUGACAUGUUGUUCUUCCACAGCGACCCUAAUCAACUGCGCAUCGCUACAGAUGAGGGUCGUGCUACUAUUUUUAAUCAACUGCAAUCUUUGCUUACACGGCUUCUGAACAAAGAUCGGAGUUUUAUUGAACGUAACCUGUCAAAUUCUGAUUAUGUUUGGGAACCUGCCGCCGAACCGUUUGGCAAGCGAUCCAUAUUGCCUAAACAUUGCUAUUACGAACUCGAAAUCGACAAUAUGCGUAACUUUUUGGCCUUACUGGCGAAUUGCAAAGAACUUUACGAGUGGCGCAACUUUCGAAGAGAUAUGCCAAUGCGGCAAUGCAAAUUGUGUAACGUAAUGUUAGAAAGCGUCACCCAAUUGCGGUUGCACUUGCUUACCCAACUACAUCGCGAUCGGGAAAAGCAGAUCGGAUGGAUACCUCUGUGCAGUUUAUUAAAUUUAAUUUAA